GUACGUGAAGCUAAAAAAAAAAUUGUGGCUGGCUUAUCAGUGAAUGUUAUCGCUCCCUCCAAAUUGCAAUUUGGUUUAUUUAAAUUCGAUCUGCGAUCGAUUAAUUAUUUAUUUAAAUUAAUUUUAUUAUUUCGAUUCGAAAUCAUGAUCUGUAUAAUAACGCUAGUCGUAAUUAUUCAUCAAUUGUUCGUUUGAACAUGUAUCACAAUACCAAACAACUCCAUCUUUCGUGAACCUGAAUACUCGAUUAUUUGCUGAACAAAAAACGAAGAUUCGCUCCAAUUUUUCCGAUAUCAACGUAUAUACGAGAUCCCUCAGAGGAUGUAUUCCAGAAAAGAACAGUACGAGAAAGAUCCAGAAAAAUCGUUCAAUGGAUUUUUGCACGAAAAGAAUUUAGACUUUAUGGCGAUAGAUUUGUUUACUGCAUCUACGUGGAAAUGUAAAGUAUUCUUGCUCUCCCAUCAUCAUACCGAUCAUAUGCAAGGUCUGAGAGAAUUUGUCAGCGAACUUCACCGAUCUACUGAUAAAUUCAUCUACACUUCCUCAUUAACGGCGUCGUAUUUGGAGCAUACAUAUAGCGUUGAUCCAAAGAAAAUAGAAUCGCUGCCUUUUAACAAAUCUUUCGUCGUUUAUACUCUACCUGACGGUAGUGAUGUGACCGUUACGUGUACUCCAGCUGGUCAUUGUCCAGGAUCGGUGAUGUUUGUGAUCGAAUACCAUAAUAAGCGUAUUUUGUAUACCGGUGACUUUCGUAUGAAUUUAAGCGAAUUUAAAGAAAGCCAAAGAUAUUUGAUACAGCCUAAUGGCUCCUGUAAGGAGAUCGAUUCUCUGUACAUUGAUUCGACGUUUGCGCUUCCGAACAAAAUGCCUCACAGAGAUCAGUCUCAAGAUGUGAUAUUGAAAGUGGCCGAAGAAUGGUUGAUCGACGCAACUAGCAAUAGGAAGAUUAUAAUCGAUAUUCAUUCGUGUAUCGGAGGCGAGCAUUUAUUCGUAUCUUUGUCAAAAGCGUUUAAAACCAAAAUAGCUGUUCAUCAAGAUGAAUUCAAUAAGUUUUACGAUAAUAUUACGGAGCUGCGGCCUUAUUUUAAAGUUGUUAAUGACAUAAGUGAUGAGAGUGAUUGGUUAAUACACGCUUGUCGUACUAAUAGAAUGCGGUGUCAGGAUAAAAAAGGUGAUUUUCAGAUUCGAAUGAUUAGACCUUGCGCUUUGGGGUUUUUUCGUAAUUAUUUUAGUAAUAAUGAGAAAAUCAUUAAUGGUGUUCCGUGCGUGGAAUUGAAAGGCGGAAGAGGAAGUUUGAGAUCUUUUUUUAAAAUUUAUUAUUCGCAACAUUCCUCGUUAGAAGAACUUCGUGAUAUCGUUAAAUUUGUAGCUCCGAGUAAUGUCUAUCUUAAUACCGUGUAUCGUGGUCAUGAAGAUACGAUGAAAGCAGCGUUACUCAUUUCAGAAUCAAACUCCAAGUCUAAAAAAUCUUUGGAAAGUGGCGAUGGUGUUAAAAUUGGAGUGCAAAAUGGCUGUAAUUCAUCGAUUGAUGAGUAUUAUAAAAGCAAAAGACGUCGAACAGAUAUACUCAAAACUCUGAACCUACUUGACGAUUGAAUUACGUUAUUUAAAAUUUGCAUUUAUUUAUUAUUAUUAUUAUACGAUCAAAUCGCUUGUUUAGAAUUUCUAUGUGCACUUUAUAUAUUGAUUUUUUUUAAUGCAUUGUAUGUUCAUCUUUUGUGAUUGAUCCUUGAGAAAUUAAUGUCUUAAUACUUGGAUCGUACUGUUGUAAUUUUUAUACCAUUAUUUUUGUCCGGUUCUUGAUUUAUUUUACUAAUAAUUGUUAUUCUAAUGAUUUAUAUUUUCUGCAUGGAGCAGGUUAUUUGUAUUGUGUACCUAGUACUUUUUAUUGAAUUACAUUUUCAGAAUUGAA
This is a messenger RNA of Planococcus citri (citrus mealybug), 1912 nucleotides long. Its product is annotated as protein artemis-like. The coding region runs from base 322 to 1596 and encodes 424 amino acids. The record is from RefSeq and is a predicted model, not a curated record. Gene Ontology annotation, molecular function: damaged DNA binding; 5'-3' DNA exonuclease activity. The transcript has 2 exons. Gene Ontology annotation, biological process: double-strand break repair via nonhomologous end joining; interstrand cross-link repair; telomere maintenance. NCBI's taxonomy places the organism in Eukaryota, Metazoa, Arthropoda, Insecta, Hemiptera, Pseudococcidae.